GUAAGUAGCUCAGCAUAUAGCAAGAGUACGGACAUGGGUAAUAAACAAAUAAAACAACAUCUGGAGACAGCACAGAAGACGGGAGUGCUGAAAAUCUCAUUACAACGACUGCAGGAGUUCCCACCGCAGCUGAAGACCUAUCCCAAUGUGCUGAAGACGCUGGAUUUAUCGCAGAAUCGAUUCGAGCACAUACCCGACGAGCUGGGCCGUCUCACUCUGUUGAAGCAUCUAAAUCUGAGUGGCAAUCGCCUGACCGAUCUCAAUGAGGUGGUUGGCGAACUGAUCAAACUGGAGGUACUACUUCUAAUGGACAACCUAUUAACAAAGCUACCCAAGGCGCUGAGCAAUUGCACGCAUCUGAAAACGGUCAAUCUGAGCAACAAUCAGUUGAAGCACUUCCCAUCAAUGCUCUGCGGUCUGAGGCAGCUGGAUGUGUUGGAUUUGUCGCGUAAUCAAAUAACCGAAGUGCCCGCCGAGGUGGCGAAUCUGUAUGUGACCGAGCUGAACCUCAAUCAGAACCAAAUAUCAUCGGUAGCCGAAGAGAUUGCCGAUUGUCCCAAGCUAAAAACGCUGCGGCUCGAGGAGAACUGCUUGCAGGCGAAUGCUCUAACGCCACGCAUACUCAAGGACUCCAAGAUAUGCAAUCUGGCGGUCGAUGGCAAUCUGUUUAACUCCAAGCAGUUCACCGAUCUCGACGGCUACGAUGUCUACAUGGAGCGCUACACGGCGGUCAAGAAGAAGAUGUUCUAAACAAUUGCGUUACAUACAUAAAUACAUAAACUUAUACAAAUACAUAUAUAUAUUUAUAAUAAUAUAUAUUAUUUAAUU
Drosophila grimshawi is the source of this 828-nucleotide messenger RNA. Its product is annotated as leucine-rich repeat-containing protein 57. The transcript has a single exon. The record is from RefSeq and is a predicted model, not a curated record. Gene Ontology annotation, molecular function: protein binding. Lineage: Eukaryota; Metazoa; Arthropoda; Insecta; Diptera; Drosophilidae. The coding region runs from base 34 to 750 and encodes 238 amino acids.